AGGCGGGAUUCGCGCGUUGUUCAAAGGGACGUUGCCAAACUUGCUACGUGUGAUCCCAUAUGGUGCACUUAUCUUCUACACUUAUGAACUGGCCGGAUCGGCAUUCCUAGCGAACGAAGAGAAAUACAUGAACAGAGCGUGGGAGAAGUACAUACAGAACUCUGCGGGAGAGGCGGAUCGCCACACACUCAGCCCAACCGGAGAACUAAGGUAGUGGUGGAUAAG
Molecule: messenger RNA, 225 nt
Organism: Sphaeroforma arctica JP610
Lineage: Eukaryota; Ichthyosporea; Ichthyophonida
Exons: 2
Source: RefSeq, a predicted model, not a curated record